AGAGGGAGGGCGGGAGAGCGGGCGCGCUUGUCAUGUUCCCUCUCUCACCCUGGGGGCAUCCUGCAGAACCUCUCCUCGGAAAUCCACGGGGAAAUGGCAAACAGGAUUGACGGGUUUCACACGCUCUUCGCUAGACAGAGCCGCUCAUUACCAUAACCGUCUGCAGCGACGGCGGCGCGGCGCCCCAGUCGCGGCGGCGGGACCUGCCGGGACCCUCGCCCGCCGCGCACCAGCGUCCACCGCCGACCGGGCCGCCGGGCCGGGCUCCGCGCGACUGUGCACCGGCGGCCGGGCUGGCGCCGAGCCCAGAGCGGAUCAGCGGCGGCGCGAGCGCUCGGGCCGCCGCCUCCCGGCUGACCCCGCGAUCUGAGGCGGUCAGAGAUGACUCUGGUUCUGUCCAUGAAUAGAUUCUGCGAGCCCAUUGUCUCGGAAGGAGCUGCUGAAAUUGCUGGGUACCAGACACUAUGGGAGGCUGACAGCUACGGAGGCCCAAGUCCCACUGGGCCAGCACAGGCUCCUCCGCAGGGAGACCGGGGAGCCGGUCCCCCACUGGCAGGAUCACAUUACAGGGGAAUUUCAAAUCCUAUAACAACAUCCAAGAUCACAUACUUUAAGAGGAAGUAUGUGGAAGAAGAGGAUUUUCACCCACCACUCAGCAGCUGUAGCCAUAAAACCAUCUCGAUUUUUGAGGAACGAGCCCACAUCCUGUAUAUGUCAUUAGAAAAGCUCAAGUUUAUCGAUGAUCCUGAAGUGUACCUCCGAAGGUCCGUCCUUAUCAACAACUUGAUGAAACGGAUCCACGGAGAGAUUAUCAUGCAGAAUAACUGGUGCUUUCCUGCCUGCUCUUUCAACGGCCCCUCUGCCCAAGAGUGGUUUCUGGCUCAAGACUGUCCUUACCGAAAACGACCGCGGAUGGCCAAAGAGGAGUGUGAAAAGUUUCACGCCUGCUGCUUUUACCAGGAAUGUGGUGGUCACUACCUAAACUUGCCCCUUUCUGUCCAUGCUAGUGUCGGAAGUGCCUCCACCACUGCCCCCUCUUCCUCCUCGUCUUCCUCUUCCCCUCCCCCUCUGCCUUUACCUAGUUGUUCCCACCAGGUGGAUUUCAGUGUAGGCUGUGCAUCUGCUUACAAGGGUGACGGUCAGGUACCCGCCAGCGAAAUCUUUGUUACUAAUGUCAGGUCACUAGGUGUUCAGGAAAAGGCCACAUUAAGUGAGGAGAAGGUAAAUAACGACACCAACAGGGAUGGUGGCCCAUUAAGCCAUGAACCUGUGGGAAACGACCUUGCUUUUGAGUGCAAAGGCCAAUUUUACGAUUAUUUUGAGACUGGAUAUAAUGACAAAAACAAUGUGAGUGAGUCUUGGAAAAAGUCCUUAAGGAAAAAGGAGCCUUCACCAAGUAACAAACCGUGCUGUGGCAAAGGGAGCAAACUAUGAGCCAUCUUUCCACCGAACCUCUGAAGCAUGCACAGCAUGACCAAUUAGCUCUCAUAAAUUUUAUUUUGAAUGGAUUUUAUAGUUUUGUACAACUGAUAAAAUUAUGCCAUGAA
Molecule: messenger RNA, 1547 nt
Organism: Lontra canadensis (Northern American river otter)
Lineage: Eukaryota; Metazoa; Chordata; Mammalia; Carnivora; Mustelidae
Gene: SERTAD4
Product: SERTA domain containing 4
Exons: 4
Coding region: 382-1434 (350 amino acids)
Cellular component (GO): nucleus
Source: RefSeq, a predicted model, not a curated record